Messenger RNA from Diaporthe amygdali, 1050 nucleotides. RefSeq names its product pectate lyase. Gene Ontology annotation, molecular function: pectate lyase activity. Lineage: Eukaryota; Fungi; Ascomycota; Sordariomycetes; Diaporthales; Diaporthaceae. The record is from RefSeq and is a predicted model, not a curated record. Bases 1 to 1050 code for a protein of 349 amino acids. The transcript has 5 exons.
AUGAAGCAGACUUUGAUUCUGUCCACCUUGGCGUUUCUUGCGUCUUUCGUCACAGCCUCGCCUACUCCCACUGUCCAAGAUGACGCCGUCGUAGACCCGCGCAGCAUCGAAAAGCGAGCCGCAAUCACUGACGCCGCUGAUGUCGGCUACGCCACUCAGAAUGGAGGAACCACUGGAGGUCGCGGAGGAACUACCACUACUGUGACUAGUUUGGCACAGCUCACGGCCGCCGCCGGAUCCAGCAGCGCGGCCGUCAUCGUCGUCAGCGGAGCCAUUUCGGGAUCCGCCAAGGUGAAAGUUACCUCGAACAAGUCUAUCAUCGGAAAAUCCGGCAGCUCACUUACUGGCAUUGGUCUGACCAUCAACGGGCAAUCGAACGUUAUCGUGCGAAACUUGAAGAUCAGCAAGGUUCUCGCUGACAACGGCGAUGCUAUCACUAUCCAAGCAUCCAACAAUGUCUGGGUCGAUCAUGUUGACUUGUCCAGCGACCUGGACCAUGACAAGGACUACUACGACGGCUUGGUCGAUGUGACUCACGCCAGCGAGUGGGUGACCAUCUCAAACAGCUACAUUCAUGACCACCUUGGGGGACAAUACAAAAUACUCACCAAGACUCUAUCUGUACAGUACAAGGCUUCCCUAGUCGGGCACUCCGACUCCAACGGCGACGAAGACACCGGUCACCUGCACGUCACCUACGCGAACAACUACUGGAACAACAUUAACUCGCGUGCCCCAUCUUUCCGAUUUGGCACAGGUCACAUUUUCAACAGCUACUUUUACGCCGUCAACACCGGCAUCAACACUCGCGAGAACGCCCAGCUCCUCAUCGAGUCGUCCGUCUUCGAGAGCAGCGGCACCAAGGCCAUCUACUCGGCCGACAGCGACGUGGUCGGCUACGCCGUCGUCAGCGACGUCGCCCUCGGCGGGUCCGCGAACACGGCUGCGACCGGCACCCUCAAGAGCGUCCCGUACUCGUACUCCAAGCUCGGCUCGGGCAGUGUCAAGAGCAGCGUCACCGCCAACGCUGGUCAGAAGCUGAGCUUCUAA